This is a messenger RNA of Centruroides sculpturatus (bark scorpion), 2954 nucleotides long. It is a transcript of the gene Gp93, whose product is annotated as endoplasmin-like. The transcript has 17 exons. Gene Ontology annotation, molecular function: ATP binding; ATP hydrolysis activity; ATP-dependent protein folding chaperone. NCBI's taxonomy places the organism in Eukaryota, Metazoa, Arthropoda, Arachnida, Scorpiones, Buthidae. The record is from RefSeq and is a predicted model, not a curated record. The coding region runs from base 221 to 2572 and encodes 783 amino acids. Gene Ontology annotation, biological process: protein folding.
AUGAGAAGCGUCCAGCACACAAUGUCGUAUGCAACGUUGUGUCAUUCUAUUGGUUGGUAGUAAAUCGUGGUGUUAUGCUAUUGGCAGUCAGCACGAGAAGAAGCCGGUAGGGAUAAAAACCGUGGAACGUACUUCACCUAAUCACAUUUCGAUCAGUGAACAUUAUUGUGGGUGCUGUUUGAUCCCAUUUUUUUCUUUUUAAUAACUGAAUUAUUCAAAUAUGAGAAGAAAACUUUUAUUUCUAGGCGUGUUGUUAUUGGCAGCUACUCUUUGUUUGGCCGAAGACGAGACUGAAAAUGAAAUCAAAGUUGACGAAGAUUUGGGUAGCAGCAGAGAGGCUUCUCGUACGGAUGACGAAGCAGUACAGAGAGAGGAAGAAGCAAUAAAAUUGGAUGGAUUGAGUGUAGCACAAAUAAAAGAAAUGAGAGAGAAAGCAGAAAAGUUUGCAUUUCAAGCUGAAGUCAAUCGGAUGAUGAAACUUAUCAUUAAUUCCUUGUAUAGAAAUAAAGAGAUAUUUCUUCGUGAAUUGAUUUCUAAUGCUUCGGAUGCAUUAGACAAAAUCAGAGUGCUCUCAUUAACAGAUAAAGAUGCUCUAUCUGCUACAGAAGAACUGUCAAUUAGAAUAAAGAGUGAUAAAGAGAACCAUCUACUACACAUAACAGAUACAGGAAUAGGUAUGACGAAAGAGGAACUAGUUAAUAAUCUUGGUACGAUUGCAAAAUCCGGAACAUCUGAAUUUUUGCAAAAAGUAGCAGAAUCUGCUACUACUGCUGAAUUAGGAGACAUGAUUGGUCAAUUUGGGGUUGGAUUUUAUUCAUCUUUCUUGGUUGCGGACAAAGUAAUAGUAACAAGUAAACACAACGAAGACAAGCAGCAUAUUUGGGAAUCUGAUGCUGCUUCGUUCACAGUUAGUGAGGAUCCAAGAGGUGACACACUUAAACGAGGUACCACUGUUACUCUCCAUUUGAAAGAAGAAGCCCGCGACUUCUUGGAAGAAGAUACCUUGAAGAAUCUGAUCAAGAAAUACAGCCAGUUUAUUAACUUUAAUAUCUAUCUGUGGACAAGCAAGACUGAAACAGUUGAAGAACCAAUUGAAGAGGAAGAGGAAGAAACAACAACAAAAGAACCAGCAGCAGAAGAAGAUGAAGAUGCCAAAAUUGAAGAAGAAACAGAAAAGGAAGAAAAACCAAAAACAAAGAAGGUUGAAAAAACAACCUGGGAUUGGGAACUGAUCAAUGAUUCUAAACCAAUAUGGACUAGAAAACCUAACGAGAUUACAGAUGAUGAAUAUGAAGAAUUUUACAAAUCAAUUACAAAAGAUACUUCUAGUCCGUUAUCAAAGAUCCAUUUUGUUGCAGAAGGAGAAGUCACAUUUAAAUCUUUGCUUUAUAUUCCUAGUGUUCAACCAUCAGAAUCAUUCAACAGAUAUGGAACUAAAGUUGAUCAUAUUAAGUUAUAUGUCCGCAGAGUUUUCAUUACCGAUGAUUUUCAAGAUAUGAUGCCAAAUUAUCUUAGCUUUGUAAAAGGUGUGGUUGAUUCUGAUGAUUUACCAUUAAAUGUUUCACGAGAAACAUUGCAGCAACAUAAGUUAUUGAAAGUCAUUAAGAAGAAACUUGUCAGAAAAACAUUGGAUAUGAUUAAAAAGAUACCAAAAGAAGAGUAUGAAAAAUUUUGGAAAGAAUAUAGUACAAACCUUAAAUUAGGUAUCAUUGAAGAUCCUAGCAAUAGAUCAAGAUUGGCUAAAUUAGUGAGAUUUCCGUCAUCAUAUGCUCCUUCAAAUACAACAUCUCUCGCAGAAUACGUUGAACGAAUGAAUGAAAAGCAACAGUAUAUUUAUUAUAUGGCUGGAUCUAGCAUGCAAGAGGUGGAAAAAUCUCCAUUUGUGGAACGUCUGUUGAAAAAAGGAUAUGAAAUUCUCUACUUAACAGAUCCAGUUGACGAAUAUUCAAUUUCUGCACUUCCAGAAUUUGAAGGGAAGAAAUUCCAAAAUGUUGCUAAGGAUGGUUUGAAAAUAGAUGAUGGUGAGAAAGCAAAAGAAAAACAAGAAGCUUUAGCAAAACAGUUUGAAUCUCUUACUAAAUGGCUAGAAGAAGAUAUUCUUAAAGAUAAAAUCUCUAAAGCCACUAUUUCUCAAAGACUUCACUCGUCACCUUGUGCAUUAGUAGCAAGUCAGUUUGGAUGGACAGGCAAUAUGGAGAGAUUGGCUAGAAGCAAUGCACAUAGCAAAUCUUAUGACUCGGCAAGAGACUAUUAUUUAAGUCAAAAGAAAACAUUAGAAGUGAAUCCAUAUCAUCCACUCAUAAAAGAACUUCUACGAAGAGUUGAAGCAGAUAAGAGUGAUCAGACAGCUCAUCAGAUGGCCAAUAUUAUGUUUGAGACUGCUACAUUAAGAUCUGGUUACAUGCUUCAGGAUACCUCAUCUUUUGCUGAAAGAGUAGAAACAUUGUUAAAAAAGACACUUGGAGUACCAGAAGACUUGCAGGUUGAAGAACCUUCAGAAGAACCAGAAGAUGAAGAAGACCAAAAAGAGGAAGAUACAGAAGAAGAGUCAUCGGAACACGAUGAAUUAUGAAAAUCGAACAUCAUAUAAUUCCAUAAUUUUUGUAUUUAAUCAUCAACAUUCUUCAGUCAAGUGUUAAAACAUCUGUUGACUAGAUGUCAUUUCAAGUUCCAGUUUGAAUGUUUAGUGUUCAGGGCAGUUAUUCUGUGAAUGGCUUCCAUAGAAAUUCAAAAUGUGAACUCUAAUUAUUUUUCUUUAGUACAUUCAACCAAUACAUUUCCAUGAACUGUUGAAUUGACUUUUGUACAAAUCUUUUCAGUAUAAUACUGUAUUUUUUGUUUACUUAACUACCAAAAAUUAGACAAAGGUACAUUUUUAUGUCUACUUCAUUAACUGCACAAUUUUUUUGUACAUUGGUAUGAAAAUUAAAAUAAAAAGUGAAAGUUGAAAUUCA